UCCAAUAGUCGAAUGGGGGACUCUCUUCGCUCGUUACGUACAACAAUUGCAUAGAAUUAUAAAUAAACGAACGACAGGUACAAUAUUGUAUCUAGUGAAUUAUUCGGCGUCGAAAUGGAUUCAUCGAUCGUCAAUAUCACUGGUUAACCCCUAUUUUUGGCAUUUAGUGGAUAAGUUUUAUCGACAACGAUAACAUUAGAAAACAAUGUCCCUGUGAUUUUAAAAAUAAUAUCAAAGAUCUGAACGUAGAGAAGUUUUUUUACAAAAACCUAGGAAUGGCGAACCAAUUAGGAAUAUUGGUGCAAUUAUUUCUCAUAUUGCUCAACACAAAAUAUGUUUUUUUGGCGUCACCACAUCCAAAAUUGCUCGUCGUGUCAUAUGACGGAUUCAGAUACGACUACUUCAAUAAAAAUAUUACACCUUUCAUGGUCCAGAUGAAAGAAGAGUGGACGGAUGUAGAGUACAUGACGAGUGUGUUCGUGACAAAAACAAUCCCAAAUCACCACACUAUUGCCACCGGAUUUUAUGCUGAAACCCAUGGAGUGCUGGAGACUGCUCUUCUGGGCCCCGAAGGUUACCUCAACCUCUCCCAGGAAUUGUUCACUUAUAAUAAGAAUAUUCUACCUAUUUGGACUAUCAAUGCACUCGAUGGCGAGGAUAGGUACAGUGGCACGAUGAUGUGGCCUGGAGGUGAAUACAAAUAUCGGGGGAUGGUCGUACCUAGUCAUGUCGUGCCGUUCAACAUGGCGAUGCCCUGGAAGGUCCGAGCAGACAAAGUGAUAUCCUGGUUUCUCGAUGAAAAAAAUCCAGUAAACUUUGCAGCACUAUACAUCGAGGAACCCGAUUUCCACGCCCAUGGUCUAGGCACUCAGCACCCAAAAGUCAAGGACUUAUUGCGAAAACUCGACGACUUCACUAAAUACCUCCACACUAAAUUAGAAGAACACAAUCUCCAUGACGUGAAUGUAAUCCACUUGAGUGAUCAUGGCAUGGCUGAUGUUACCAUGUCUAAAAUAGUAAAUAUUACGGAAUUGGUGGGCAAAGAUGAGUACGAGGCUGUCACCACUACCUCUACGAUGUUCAUAAUGCCUCACGAAGGCAAGGAACACAACGUUUAUAAUAAAUUCAAAGCAGCAGCUAAUAAAACUGGGGCCUUUGAAGUCUGGUGGAAGUAUGAAAUACCAGAAAGGUAUCAUUAUGGGAGCAAUAGCAGGAUGAGCUCAAUAUUCGUUGUUGCGAAGGUUGGGUAUGCAUUUGAGGGGCUCUAUGAUAGUUUUCCUUUUUAUCAGUCUGCAUUCAACAUUACAAUCACCAAUGCAUCGGUAUUUGGAGUACAUGGCUACGAUAAUGAGGAUCGUAGAAUACGGCCAAUGUUUUUCGCCAAAGGCCCAGCAUUCUUAUCACAUUGCAAACUAGAGCCCUUCCACAAUAUCGAUUUACUGUCACUCUUUUGCAAUAUUCUUCAUAUUUCCGAAUGUCCCAGCACUAAUGGGACUCUGGAGGUUUUUAAACCUUGCCUCAAAGAAUAUGAGGAUCCAUCAAAAGACAAGAGUGUCUAUGCAGCGCUAAUCAGUAUGAUAAUAGUCAUCUGUAUCGUCGUCUUGGGAACCCUCUAUUAUCUCAGAAGAAGCCGAGAACAACGAUAUUGGCAUGCAUACAAGAGACCAAACUAUGAAGGGUCUGCAUAAAAUUUGAAGCGAGCAAAUACUUGACGACGCCAAAAUGGAACAGUUGUGGGACGAUCAUCAGGACGUGGAAACGAUGUGAUAGUAGAUGAGUUAAGUUAGGAAAAGAAAAAGGUGGAUGAUUGAAGUUGAGUCCAAAAAACUUGUAGAGUAUUUCUCAAUAUGUUAUUGGAAGAUAUAACCACUUGAAUUUUCCUACAACAUAACUGGUUUUCAAAACACUCAGAAUCGGUUACUAAAAAUUUUGGCCCCAUCUUCACUUUCUUUGCCCCACAAAACAUCUUCAAUCCUCCAAAAUUUCCUCUUAUUCUUCGAACUUAAUUUCCCAUUUAUCUUAAUUUUAUUGAUUAAACU
Messenger RNA from Fopius arisanus, 2039 nucleotides. RefSeq names its product ectonucleotide pyrophosphatase/phosphodiesterase family member 5-like. Bases 276 to 1688 code for a protein of 470 amino acids. NCBI's taxonomy places the organism in Eukaryota, Metazoa, Arthropoda, Insecta, Hymenoptera, Braconidae. The record is from RefSeq and is a predicted model, not a curated record. The transcript has 10 exons.